Molecule: messenger RNA, 935 nt
Organism: Cucurbita pepo subsp. pepo (vegetable marrow)
Lineage: Eukaryota; Viridiplantae; Streptophyta; Magnoliopsida; Cucurbitales; Cucurbitaceae
Source: RefSeq, a predicted model, not a curated record
AACUCGGCCUUUUGCAGAAUCUGCAUAAUGGGCCGUAUGUCCAGAUCUUUCAACGCGCUGUGGCCGACGGUUAUCUUUCAAGAAUCCGGCGGUGUGGAAAUGAGACAUCCGCCACUCUUCUUCCAUGUGCGAUUCGUCACUUCCCGUUGCUGUUUAAACAUUCUAAUCGAUGAGUGUUUUAUUUUGUUAGUGAAUGCUGAAUCUAUCCGACGCAAUGGGUAAUGUAGCCAGUUCAUUGGCCUCUGGUUUGUUUUUGGCUCUUAACAAAGUAUUUGGAUCUCCACUUGAUUUUCUCUCUGGAAAAUCCUGCAGUUCAGUGUGUGGAUCAACAUGGGAUUUCAUAUGCUACAUAGAAAAUUUCUGCGUUGCCAAUUUGCUAAAGAUGGGCAUGGUCGUGAUCCUUGCUUACUUUGUUCUUUUACUCCUCUAUUUAUUCCAUAAAAUUGGCAUAUUUGGAUGCAUCGGUCGGGGUCUCUGCAGAAUGAUAUGGACAUGUUUAGCUUCCUACUGCCAUGCAUGGGAGUACUGCUGCACUUUCAUGUGUAUCAAGCUUGCCAGUGUCAAAAGAACAAGACGACGCCAUAGAAGAAGAGACCUAGAAGAAGAACUCGAAAGUGAAGAAGAAGCAAAACAUCGAUAUGGGUCAUCAAGUGAUUCGAGCAACAACUCCGAAAAGAUCGAGUCGAGAAGGAGAAAACGGGUGUCUCGCAAACAAAGGAGGAGCCACAGAGGUUCUCAAACGAGUAAGACAUUGAGGCCAACGUUCCAUGGAAUUCGAGUGAGAAGCGGUAGAGUGUUGGUCUAUAGUAAGCAUGGAUCAUCCAAGUUCGUGCAGAAAGAAAGGAAGUAUAGAAGAGGAAGACAAAUACGAGGGUAAGAGAUUUGAACUUCUAACUUUUUACCGUACAUAAAAAUUUAAAUUAAUCAUAUUAAUU